Molecule: messenger RNA, 2088 nt
Organism: Etheostoma spectabile (orangethroat darter)
Lineage: Eukaryota; Metazoa; Chordata; Actinopteri; Perciformes; Percidae
Gene: gabrp
Product: gamma-aminobutyric acid type A receptor subunit pi
Exons: 10
Coding region: 342-1682 (446 amino acids)
Biological process (GO): monoatomic ion transmembrane transport
Cellular component (GO): membrane
Molecular function (GO): transmembrane signaling receptor activity; extracellular ligand-gated monoatomic ion channel activity
Source: RefSeq, a predicted model, not a curated record
GGAGGGGGUGCACAGAGGCUCUGUGGAGAGAUGAAUACAGCUGUGUAGAGAGUAGGAAGGAGACGCACAAACAAGAAAACAAGCAACACUAGCCCACACGCCAGGACCAAAUGAUAGGAGCAACCGUUGUUUAUCUUUAGGUGGAAGAAGAACUGGGAUAUUAGCAAUAAUAACCAAAGAAGGACAGAUAUCUCUGCCACUCACAACAUUUGGGACAAAGGAAGACCGAAGAGUGGGAAAGGAAACAAAAGGAAGAGUGGAAAGAGAAAAGGAGUGACCUGAGGUGGAAACAGGAAACCAGAACCCUGAAACAGCCGCUGACCUCGGCCCGCUGAUCCACAAUGUGUGUGCAGCUGCAAACGCUACUGCUGCUGACCCUCUGGCUGAGCGUCACACAGGGCAACAGCUGGGGAGAAUGGAACGACUCUCAGCUUCAGCCAACAAUUCAGAAGUUGAUGAAAGGAUACAACCGCUACCUCAGACCUAAUUUCAAUGAGGGCCCUGUGGAAAUUGGAAUGAGCCUUGACAUUGCCAGCAUUGAUGCCAUCUCUGAAAUCAACAUGGACUACACUGCCACCAUCUUCCUUCGUCAGCGCUGGCGGGACUCCAGGCUGGUGUUCCCGGGAAAUGAGAGUGUCAGCGUGGAUGGACGCCUCGUGUCCCUGCUCUGGAUCCCCGACACCUUCAUCCCUGACUCCAAGCGCUCCUUCCUGCAUGACGUCACAGUGGACAACCGCCUCAUACGCAUAUUCAGCGACGGAACUGUUCUCUAUGCCUUACGCAUCACGGCUACCAUUGCCUGCAACAUGGACCUGACCAAGUACCCCAUGGACAGACAGGUGUGCACCCUGCAGCUGGAGAGCUGGGGCUACAACCUGCAGGAUGUGGUGUUCUACUGGACCAGAGGGAAUGAUUCCGUCAAGGGUCUUGACGUCCUGCGGCUGGCUCAAUACAGCGUAGAGAGCUACUACACAUCAGUGUCAGAGGCUGUGUAUGAGACAGGACAAUACCCCAAGCUGGUGUUGCAUUUUGCACUGCGUAGAAACGUGCUGUUCUUCAUUUUGGAGACAUAUGUUCCCUCCAUCCUGCUUGUGGUUCUGUCCUGGGUCUCUUUCUGGAUCAGCCAGUCCUCUGUCCCAGCUAGGGUCUGUAUUGGAGUAACAACAGUCCUGACAAUGACCACACUGAUGAUGGGCGCCCGCUCGUCCCUGCCCAAUGCCAACUGCUUCAUCAAAGCCAUAGAUGUGUACCUGGGAAUCUGCUUCACCUUCAUCUUUGGUGCACUGGUGGAGUACGCCUGCGCUCACUUCUAUAACAUGCAGAACCAGACCAUCGAGGAUGUGUACAGGGAUCUUCUGAGGGAGUUCUGUGAAUCCAAUGGAAACGGCUCCAUUCCCAUUGUCGGCUCCAACCAACCGAACCAGUCUGUUGAGGUCGGCUCCACUGCAGAGGAGCUCACGGAGCAGUCAGCAAACAGCACCACUAGGAACGAUGUUCUAUCUAAAGAGAAGGUGUCAGGACAGGGCUGCAGCUUGUCUUCAGUGAAGGACAUGUCACGCAGGGCGGCAUCCACCUUCACUGUGGAAAAUCCACACAACAUUGAUCGCCACGCUCGUACCGUUUUCCCCACAGCGUUUCUCUUUGUCAAUAUCCUCUACUGGCUUUACUAUCUCUUUCUCUGAUUGUUGGCUCCAAGCUGCUGCACAGUUCAUUAUUCACCAUCCUUGAAGAAGCUCUACCUCCUCAUUUGAGAGCCAAUACCAGUUACCACUGCCGAAGCUUUUUGUAUCACACACCGUAUAAGAAACCUUUUUGUCCCAGACAGGGAUACAAAGUGACCCAAAAGCAGUUGAGAAAUGAUUCUAUGUAUCACACCCUUUACUGAAAGCUAUUUUUGAUCAUGCAUGGAUGGCUUUUAAUAUAUUAACAUGUAGAAGUGAUGAUACAAAUCUGAUAAUUCCAUAGAGCAAAUGAAGAUGAGUAAAUUAGUUAUAAACAAAAGGCUGUGUGAACUGCAUCACACUACAUUGUGCUGCAUGGAAUUUUCUUCACUAGGUGACAGAUGUAAAUGUGUCUCUUUUUUGUUUG